AUGUCGCCGUCGCCCGUCAACACCGACAAGCUGCCAACCGGCACAGCGCUGAGCCUGGCCAUUGAGUCAUCGGGCAGGCGCGUGCGCAUCAGCUCCGUGACAUUCUCCGCUGACUCCACCAUCUCUAGCACGCAGACCCAGGUGCUCAUGCCUGCUGCCAAUGUGUCGCAGAGCGCACAGGCGCUGUUUGAGUACAUUUCUUUGGCCAUUGCCGAGUUCAUCAUCAACCAUGAUCUGGAGACUGAGGCAUAUGCGAAUGCGCUGCCAUUGGGCUUCACCAUCGGCUUUCCAGUCACCAACUCGUGCGUUGACGAGGCAACCAAGGAGGACUCGCUGGAUCUGCAUAGCCUGAAUGUUGCGCAGAUGCUGGCGUCGGCGGCGGUGCGCCACCACCUGCCGGCCUCGGACGAGGUUGCAAUCAACACUGAGCUCGGCCGUUUCGGCUCGUCUUCCGGUGCUCUGCCCCAGACCAUGUGGGACCGCCGCAUUGACCGCGAGUCGCGCAACCCUGGCCACCAGGCAUUCGAGAAGUUGGUUGCCGACCAGUAUCUGGGCGAGCUUGUGCGCAACCUGAUCACUGAUUUCAUGGACAUGCAUCUGCUGUUCCGCGUCAACUGCAAUGCGCAGAAGAUCAGCACCGAGUAUGCCUUCUACACGGCCUACAUAGGCCACAUCAUGGACGACGAGUCUCCCGAGCUGCCCUCAGUCUCUGGCAUCUUUGAUGCUGAAUUUGGCAUUGCCACUUCGCUAGCUGACCGCCAGAUCAUCCGCGCCCUCUGCGAGAUCGUCGCCGCCCGUGCUUCGCGCCUGUCGGGUGCUGCGCUGGCAGCGCUGGUCCUGAAGAGCAAUGCGGCGGUCGACUGCGCCUCGAUUGCUCUCAGUGGCGCCCUGUUCGAUAUGAACCACAAGGUCUACGAGCACACCAUUGCCACGCUGCAGGAGCAGCUGACGAUGCGCGCCUCGGCUACUCAGCCCAAUGUCUGCUUCCAGCGCCGUAACUCGGAUCUGCUGGGUGCGGCUGUCAACGCUAUCCGUGUGUGAGGUUGGGAAGAACAGAAAAUAUCUGCUUCCUU
This is a messenger RNA of Linderina pennispora, 1073 nucleotides long. Its product is annotated as actin-like ATPase domain-containing protein. The transcript is spliced from 2 exons. NCBI's taxonomy places the organism in Eukaryota, Fungi, Kickxellomycota, Kickxellomycetes, Kickxellales, Kickxellaceae. The record is from RefSeq and is a predicted model, not a curated record. The coding region runs from base 1 to 1041 and encodes 346 amino acids. Gene Ontology annotation, molecular function: fructokinase activity; mannokinase activity; D-glucose binding. Gene Ontology annotation, cellular component: mitochondrion; cytosol. Gene Ontology annotation, biological process: glycolytic process; glucose 6-phosphate metabolic process; intracellular glucose homeostasis.